AUGGAUUUAAGUUCUCCUCAUGCAUCCUUCCAAGUAUUUCUAAUUAUAACUAUCAAAUCAGGCUAGAGAUUUAAAAAUUAUUCAUACUCAACACUAUAUAACAAAGCCUCCAUGUGAUCCUAAAAUUAUGACAUUUGGUGCAUUCCAUACUGAUCAUCUAUUAGAAAUAGAUUGGUCUGAUAAAAUGGGGUAAAAUAAACACUGACAUUUAGUUGGUCAAGACCAAUGAUAGUUCCAUUUAAAAACUUUGAACUUCAUCCAUUCUCAUCUUGUUUGCAUUAUGCAAUCGAAUGUUUUGAAGGCUCUAAAGUAAUUAUUAUAUAUAACAUUAUUUAAAAGGCUUAUAAAGGACCUAAUAAUACAAUAAGAGUGUUUCGAUUAGAUUGCAAUAUGUUUAGAAUGAAACAUUCAGCAAAGAGAUUAUCUCUACCAGAUUUUGAUGGACAUGAAUUAUAGAAAUGCAUAGAAGCAUUGAUAAAAGUAGAUUAAGAUUGGAUUCCAGCUAAUCCUGGGUUUAGUUGUUAUAUAAGACCAACUUUGAUAGCUACAGAAGAGGCUUUGGGAGUGAGAGCUUCUAGUAGAGCUAAAUUAUUUGUAGUACUUUGCCCUGUUGGACCAUAUUUUCCAUCUGGAUUAAAACCUGUUCGUGUCUUCUGUAAUACAAUAACUGUAAUUGAUGAUAUUUUAUUUUUAGAUACGCUCUUAUCCAGGAGGUGUUGGAGAAUAUAAAGUUGCUGGAAAUUAUGCUCCUACUGUAUUACCAUUAAAAGAAGUUUAAAAGAUUGGAUUUCAUUAAAAUUUGUGGCUACUUCCAGAUGGUUUGGUUUAGGAGAUGGGUGUAUGUAAUUUGUUUUUCUAUUGGAAAAAUAAAUAAGGAGAGAAUGAAUUGAUUACUCCAAUGCUAGAUGGAACAAUACUUCCAGGAGUAGUUAGAGAUUCCAUCUUAGUAUUUAAUUAUUAUAUUAAUUUUAGAAUUUGGCAAAAUAAAUUAAUAAGUUUAAAGUUAUCGAAAGGAAAGUCUACAUUUAAGAGGUUGUAGAAGCUAUAUCAGAAGGGAGAGUAAAUUAUAAUAUUAUUUUUAGAUGAUUGAAAUGUUUGGAUGUGGAACAGGAGUUAUGGUAUAACCUAUUGAAGCUAUAGGUUUCAAUGAUAAAAUUUAUGAAGUUAAAUAUAAUACUAAUUUGAAUUCUGGAGAACUUACUCAUCAUUUAUAUUAAUUAUUAAAUGAAAUAUAAACAGGUGAAAGAACACAUGAAUGGAUUAGUAUAAUUUGA
Molecule: messenger RNA, 1274 nt
Organism: Paramecium pentaurelia
Lineage: Eukaryota; Ciliophora; Oligohymenophorea; Peniculida; Parameciidae
Source: the annotation of a GenBank genome assembly